Messenger RNA from Anolis sagrei ordinatus, 5368 nucleotides. Its product is annotated as zinc finger protein 79-like. The record is from RefSeq and is a predicted model, not a curated record. NCBI's taxonomy places the organism in Eukaryota, Metazoa, Chordata, Lepidosauria, Squamata, Anolidae.
UCCUCCAGAGGGGUGUCACUUUGGCCCUCAAGCCCUGCCUCCUUUGCUCUUUUGUCCUGUGCUUUGCUAUUUGCUCUCUCCUGCUUGGGUUUGUUAGGAAUUGUGGGAGUUGGAGUCCAAAACACCUGGAGGGAGGGUCCAAGUUUACCUUUGCUUGUUUCUAACCCAUCCGGAAUUGGGAGAAAAGGGAGGAAGGAUUGAUGGGUUUGGAAAGGGUUUAACAUCUGGCUGGUGCUGAACGGACAGCAGAUUAACACACCAACAUAUUGGAUUUAGAAGAUGCUGGAGACAUCUUUACUCUGAGAAGAAAAGGGGACAGAUCACAUUGAUCCUAGUUGUGGAUUCAUUGGUGUAGAAAACAACAACAACAACAGCAGUGAUGGAUGAGCCAGAUGUAGCGGAUCCUGAAGACAGACGGGGCCUUGAUGGCAUCUUGCAGGAGAGAUUCCAUCUAAACAUUAGGAAGAAUGUCCUGAUGGUUAAAGAUCUCUUGAUAGAAGUUACCUCUGAAUUCCCUGUGGCAGAGAAGGCUCAAUUGGACCUCAGGCAGAGGACCAUCAGGCAGGAGGACAAUGGCAGGGUCCCCUUGCAAGUGGGAAAUUGGAGGGAAACAGAUGCCUGUGCUAAAUAUGAGAAAUGUCUUUGGCAAAAGCUGGAUCUUACCAGCCGGCAUGCCCAGCCAUCAGAGGAAGAAAGUGAUAUCCGAAUGGAGCCCCACACAUCCAGUGAAUCCGAAAAGUGUACAACAUGCUGCUUUCACAAUUCACAGCUUGAGCUGAGUCAGAGCGGCCACGCAGAAAACAAAGUAUACCAAUGUGACGUAUGUCAAAAAUAUUUUGUUCAAAAGUCCAACCUGGCGAAGCACCAGAGAGUCCACACUGGAGAGAAACCCUACAAAUGCCAGGAUUGCGGGAAAGGUUUUGCUCAGAAGCCACACCUUGCGCGCCAUCAGAGGAUCCACACGGGAGAGAAGCCAUACAAGUGCCAGGAGUGCGAGAAAUGCUUCAUUCAAAAAGUUGGCCUUUCGAAGCAUCAGAAAAUCCACACAGGCGAAAAACACCUGAAAUGUGAGGAAUUGGCUCAUCACCAAUCACAACUUGAGCUGGAUCGGAAGAACUGCACAGGAAACAAACCACACACGUGUGAGACAGGUGAAAAAUGUUCUGCUCCCAAGGCAGACCAAAGAAUCCACACGGGGGAGAAACCAUACAAAUGCCAGGAGUGUGGGAUGUGUUUUACUCAGAAAUCACACCUUUUACGCCACCAGGAAAUCCACACGAGAGAAAAGCCGCACAAAUGCCAGGAGUGUGGGAAUUGUUAUCUUUUUCAAAACAGAAGAGUUGUGAACCACAAGAAAAAACACACAGGGGAGAAACCGUAUAAAUGUGUCGAGUGUGGGAAAUGUUUUGGCUGCUCUUUGCAUCUUGUGAACCACCGGAGAAUACACACCGGGGAGAAACCUUACGGGUGUCAGGAGUGUGGAAAAUAUUUUACUCAGAAAACACACCUUGUGAGGCACCAGCGAAUUCACACAAGGAAGAAACUUUACGCAUGCUAGGAGCACUCAAAAUAUUGUGAAACGCCAGAGAAUCCAUACAUAGAGUUGGAAGAGACCUCGUGGACCAUCCAGUCCAACCCCAUCCUGCCAAAAAGCAGGAAAAUCGCAAUCAAAGCACCCCCAACAGAUGGCCAUCCAGCCUCGGUUUGAAAGCCUCCAAAGAAGAAGCCUCCACCACACUCUGGGGCAGAGAGUUCCACUGCUGAACAGCUCUCCUUACAGUCAGGAAGUUCUUCCGUGGGAUAUCUUUUGUCCUAGUAGUACAUGAGAGAAUCCACUUAAGAGAGAAACCAUUGAACUGACAGCAAUGAGACAUAUCACCAGGAGCUAUUUCAAUGGCAAAUACCUCUUCUCUUCAGCUCAUAUUGUAUUGGGCUUUUCUUUCUUUCAACAGCACCACUCUUCUGUUUUGGUGAUAUUUCAUCUGGAGGCUAUUGCUUCAGGUCCAAUUCUUUGGAGCAGCAAGAAACAUCGUCUAUAUUUUUUCUUUAUUUAUUUACUAUAUACCUUGGGAAGUCUGAUCUGGCUAUGGUGGUCCACACUCUUGUUACAUCCCAAAUAGAUUACUGCAACACACUCUAUGUGGGGUUGCCUUUGAAGACUGUUUGGAAACUUCAACUAGUUCAAUGGGCAGCAGCCAGAUUACUCACCGGAGCGACAUACAGGGAGCACCCCCCUUUUGUGUAAGCUCCACUGGCUGCCGGUCCACUUCCAAGCACAAUUCAAAGUGCGGGUCUUGGCCUAUAAAGCACUAUACAGUUCUGGCCCAGCUUUCUUGUCCAAACGUAUCUCCCUCUACAUCCUGCCUCGGAGUUUAAAUUCGUCUGGGGAGGCCUUGCUCUCGAUCCUGCCUUCUUAGUGGUGAGAAGAGACAGGGCCUUCUCAGUGGUGGCUCCCCGCCUCUGGAACACGUGCCCCAGAGAAAUUAGAUCAGCUCCAUCCCUCCUUUCCUUUACGAAGAAGCUCAAAUCAUGGUUUUGGGACCAGGCUUGACAGCGAUUUAUCUGCCACACUUUUAUUUACCACACUUUUAUCCCGCCCUUUCCAGCCUGAAGGCAACUCAGGGCGGUGUAGAGAUUGGCAACAAUUAGAUGCCGAACACACAUAAAUACAUCGUUUAAAACAGAUUAAAUCACAUAAUAAAAUUCAUAUAAAAACAAUUUAAAGCUAUUAAAAUCAAUGACUUCUGGGUUUAAAUCCAUGUCCAUUUGCAUCGUUAAGCCAUUCCAUAUUAGUUCACAAUACUGAGUUUAUCUGGUUACAAUGAGGUUCCAAAAGCUUGCUCAAAGAGCCAGGUUUUUACUCUUUUUCUAAAUGUCAGGAGGGAGGGGGCCAAUCCAAUAUCCCCAGGAAGGAAGUUCCACAGCCGAGGGGCCACCACUGAGAAGGCCCUGUCCCUCAUCCCUGCCAAGUGAGCCUGUGAGGCAGGCGGGAUCAAGAGCAGGGCCUCCCCAGAUGAUCUUAAAUUCCUAGAAGGUUCGUAAAGGAAGACACAUUCAGAUAGGUAAGUUGGGCCGGAACCAUUUAGGGUUUUAUAGGCUAAAGUCAGCACUUUGAAUUGUGCCCAGUAGCAAACUGGUAGCCAGUGGAGCUGGCGCAACAGCGGAGUUGUAUGCUUCCUGAGCGCUGCUCCUGUUAGUAGCCUGGCUGCCGCCCGCUGGACCAUUUGAAGCUUCCGGGCAGUCUUCAAAGGCAGCCCCAUGUAGAGUGUGUUGCAGUAGUCUAUACGGGAUGUAACCAGAGCAUGGACUACCGUGGCCAAGUCAGACUUCCCAAGGUACAGAUGCAGCUGGCGCACAAGCUUUAACUGUGCAAAUGCUCCCCUGGUCACCACCGAAACUGGGGUUCCAGGCUCAGAAAUGAGUCCAGGAUCACACCCAAGCUGCGAACCUGCGGCUUCAGGGGGAGUGUAACCCCACCAAACACAGGCUGUAACCUUUUGCCCUGUUUGGCCUUACGACUGACCAGGAGUACAAUGUUUUUGAGAAAUGACUAUGGGCAGGCUUUGGACUGGGUCGUCGGUCACUGAAUCAGACUCAGAUAUAGCUAUAUGGUUGAUAAUAAUGUUUUAAACGGAAUUUAACCUAAUGUUUUCACCUACUUCGUAAUGCCAUGCUGUAUUGUGUUUUUGUAUGCUGCAAGCCGCCCUGAGUUGAGAAGGUCGGGGUACAAAUGUUUGAAAUAUAUAAAUAAAUAAAAUAUAUUUAGACCCCGCCCUUCUCAGUCCCAAAGGGGACUCAAGUCGGCUUUGUAUCAUGAAUAACUUUUCAAUAACUAAAACACAGGUUCUUUUUAUUGUAUUUUCCAGUGUGAGAGGGUCUAUCAGAACUUUUACACAAAGAAUGACUCUAGACAUACAGAUUUUAUGUAACUACAUUGGAUUCACAAUUAUGUGGCUGACAAACAAACAAAGGAGAAUUGCAUUUUUACUGAGGAUUCACACCACAUAUACAUGCAUCCAUCACCAUGCAUGCAAAUAUUACCUUACCCUGGGUCGUAGGUUUUUUGGGCUAUAUGGCCAUAUUCUAGAAGCAUUAUCUCCUGACAUUUUGCAUGCAUCUAUGGUAGGCAUCCUCAGAAGUUGUGAGGUCUGGUGGAAACUAGGAAAAUUGGGUUUACUGUAUAUAUCUCUGGGUGGGAGAAAGAACUCUGUUGGAGCUAAGUGUGAAUGUUUCAAUUGGCCACCUUGACUAGCAUUUAAUGGACUGACAGUUUUUAGGUGUGGCUUGUUACUGCCUGGGAGAAUCCUUUGUUGAGGGAUGAUUAGCUGUCCCUAAUUGUUUCUUGUCUGGAGUUCCCCAUUUGAAUGUUGUUCUUUAUUUGCUGUUAUAAUUUUAGAGUUUUUUUAAAUCAGGCUCCUCGACUCCUCCUCACUUUCAGACAUCAAAGCGGUAUCAUCUGCAUAUCGAAGGCUGUUAAUGUUUCUUUCAGCAAUUUUAACUCCAGCCUUGGAUUUGUCAAGCCCUGCACGUCACAUGAUGUGUUCCGCAUACAAGUUGAAUAGGUUGGGUGAGAGUAUACAACCUUGCUGUACUCCUUUCCCAAUCUUGAAUCAGUCUGUUGUUCCAUGAGGAAUCUGCUAAUUGGUCGUUAUACAGAUUCCUCAGGAGACAGACAAGGUGACUUGGUCUCCCCAUACAUCCCACUGAGAACUUGCCACAAUUUAUUAUGAUCCACACAGUUUGUAGUUUUUGAGAAGGAUCCAGCAGAUGUUGUGUAAUAGUUUAGGCAUGUUAUUGGGUUUCAAUUAGUUUUGACGUUUUUACCUGUUUUAAUAUUUUUGGAUGUUUAUUUUGGAUACUUUAUUCGUAUGCUAUUAUUUGUAUGUUGUUCAGAUUUUAAACUGUAUAUUGUAUUAUUUUUAGUGCUAGCCACUUCUGAUCUCUUUUCAGAAAGAUAAAGCAAGGUAACAACAACAACAACAACAACAAGAAGAAGAAGUUUAUAUUUUACCCUAUCUCCCCGAGUGGACUCAAGGCAGAUCAUAGUACACAUACAUAGUAAACAUUCAAUACCAUUUUGGGCAAACAGGACAGAGGCAGACAGAACAAAAAGGAGGUAUGUUAUGUCGACAUCCAGCUUUUUGGCGCCUUGGAGGUUGUGCUCGAAUCCAGCCACAGGAGGGUGCUGUCACUCCAUCCUAUAUGACAAAGAGCCAUCAGGACUUCCUCCUUCCUUUUGGUUGCUGGGCUUUUCCUGAUCAUUUUCUUUAUGGUGUCGUAAAAAACAACAACAAUAGUCUGUUAAUGUAAUGUUUUGUAGAAAUCUGUUGCAAUACUGUAUGAGAAAUAAACUGUGGAGACAUUUGAA